CUCCUGGACUGCACGGCUGUUCCCCUGUGCGGGGCAUAGUUUGCGGGGGCAGGGGAGCUUUAGUAACACAGUCCCCCGCUAUGUAAACAGCCUAGAGAUUUGCUUCUGGUCACUUCCAGUAAGAGAAGCAGAGUGGCUUAAUAACCAACCAGCUCAGCCCUCCCCUCCCUCAGGGCCCCACCAACCACAGCCGGAUUCACCAAGGGGCUUAGAUGGUCCUGGGGAGAGAACAUGGUGUCUGCCGCACCCAUCCUGCUCCUCGUGCUCCUUCUUGCUUCACUUGCUCCUGGGAAGAGACAAAGGAGGCCCCCAGCCCUGGAGAGUCACUUUGAGAAGAUCAAGAUACAGGAGAACUUUGACCUCCAGCAGUUUUCAGGGAAGUGGUUGCUGGUUGGUGUGGCCUCCAAAUGUGACUACCUAAGAGAAUAUAAUCACCAGCUGGAAGCAACAACCAUGGCGGUGGCUGCCUCUGAAGGGAAGUCGCUGGCUGUCAGUACCUUCCGGAAACUAGAUGGAGCAUGCUGGGAGAUUAAGCAGCAAUACUGCUCCACCAAGGCCAAGGGGCGAUUCCUCCUGAAAGGCCGUGGCAGCAAUGUGGAUGUGGUGGUGGGGGAGACAGACUACAACAGCUACGCCAUCCUGUACUACCAGAAGCUCCGGAAGAUCUCCAUCAAGCUCUAUGGACGCAGCGUCCGGGUCAGUGACGCCAUCAUGGGUAAAUUCGAGCAGCGCAUCACAGAGAUGAACUUGAACGAGGACUUCACCUACUACUUCCCCACUUACGGGUUCUGUGAGUCCACAGAUCAAUUUCAUCUGCUUGAUGAAACGAAGAUUUAGGUGAAGAAGGAAAUGCCAGAGACUGCGGGAGCCAACCAGCCAUGUCUGCAGGCAUACUGAGCGCAGGGGCUUGGCCACGGGAGCUGCCAGUGAAUUCUGUGGCCCAGUUAUUCAGCCAGGGCUGGGGAGCUCCAGGUGGAUGCUGGGCCAAGGAAGUGAUGAAGGGGUGGGAUUGGGGUCUCCUCUGUAGUCCUAACCCUAGUGUUUGUUCACUCCCAGCCCUUGCUCCCCCUCACUCCCCAGGCUCAUGUCUCUUCCACAUGAUACUACCACACAAAGGCGGAUUUGGGUUUUGUGGGGCCCUGCGCCAGAGCAGUGGGGCCCGCUCCCCAUCCCUUCCUCCUGCAGUCCUCCC
Caretta caretta (loggerhead turtle) is the source of this 1192-nucleotide messenger RNA. RefSeq names its product complement C8 gamma chain (gene C8G). Gene Ontology annotation, biological process: complement activation. The record is from RefSeq and is a predicted model, not a curated record. NCBI's taxonomy places the organism in Eukaryota, Metazoa, Chordata, Testudines, Cheloniidae. Gene Ontology annotation, cellular component: blood microparticle; membrane attack complex; extracellular exosome. Gene Ontology annotation, molecular function: complement binding.